This is a messenger RNA of Thunnus maccoyii (southern bluefin tuna), 4207 nucleotides long. It is a transcript of the gene tbc1d23, whose product is annotated as TBC1 domain family, member 23. Gene Ontology annotation, biological process: embryonic brain development; retrograde transport, endosome to Golgi. Gene Ontology annotation, cellular component: trans-Golgi network. Bases 174 to 2183 code for a protein of 669 amino acids. The transcript is spliced from 19 exons. Lineage: Eukaryota; Metazoa; Chordata; Actinopteri; Scombriformes; Scombridae. The record is from RefSeq and is a predicted model, not a curated record.
CUCACUUUGACAAUUUCAGGGGCAAAGCUUGUUAGCCAGAAAGCUAACAAUAUCUAGCCAGACAGCCGGUGUUUGUCGGAUAUGUUUCAGCUCAACUAGAACCAAACCCUGAGCUCAAACCCCAAUCCAGGGACCAGGAUCUAGCUGAGGCUCUGGACUCUGGCGGCUCUGACAUGGAGAUGGAGAGAAGCAUCAUCCAGGUCCAGGAGUCUUCAGCUCAACACAGAGCCAAGAUGUGGAAGAUCGCUCUAAAUGUCUCCGGCAAAGGAGACAGUCUGUCUCCCUGGGAUGGUGUCCUCGAUUUACCCGAACAGACCCUCAUUCACAACCGCAGCCAGCAGCUGAUUGACCAGCUGGAAGUAUCAGAGGAAGAGAGGAGCGACAUGGUGUCCGAUGUUGAGUCAGUCAUCACUUUCUACUGCAAGUCCCGCAACAUUACCUUCACCCCGGAGCUGAGCUGGCCGCACCUGCUCAAACCACUACUGGGGCUUCAGCUUCCCCGCAGCGACCUCUACAACUGCUUCUACGCCAUCAUGAACAAAUACAUCCCCAGGGACUGUGUGCCAAACGGCCGCCCCUUCCACCUAUACAGACUACUGCUGCAGUACCACGAGCCAGAGCUCUGCUCCUUCUUGGACACCAAAAAGAUCACACCUGACUCCUACGCCAUCAACUGGAUGGGCAGUCUGUUUUCCAGCCACUGCCUUCCUGACGUCACCCAGGCCUUGUGGGACUCCUACCUCCAGCAGGCUGACCCUUUCUUCAUCUUCUUCCUCAUGCUCAUCAUCCUCGUCAAUGCCAAAGAGACCAUCCUUGCACAAGAAGGAGACAGCAAAGAGGACAUCAUCAAAAUGCUGGAAGCAUCUCCAUCCCUUCUGGAAGGUGAAGACAUUGAAGAUUUGUUUUCUCUGGCGCAGUAUUACCAGAGCAAGACCCCUUUGUCUCUCAGAAAGAUGAACCAGAAUCUGUUUGGUAGCAGCCUGGUGGCUCUGAAAGAAGAGGACACAGACCUGAGUCAGGCAUUGUGUCUCCCCGUGUCUGUCCCCGAGAUUCUGCAGGCCAACCAGCAGCAGCAGGAUGGGGUACGCUUCUUCGUGGUGGAUUGUCGGCCCGCUGAGCAGUACAACGCGGGGCACCUGUCCACUGCCUUUCACCUGGACUCUGAUCUGAUGCUCCAGAACCCAUCUGAGUUUGCUCUCUCUGUGAAGUCGCUCUUGGAGGCACAGAAGCAGUCUUUGGAGUCAGGCUCCAUCGCCAGCGGAGAGCACUUGUGCUUCAUGGGCAGUGGGAGAGAGGAGGAGGACAUGUACAUGAACAUGGUGUUGGCCCAUUUCCUGCAGAAAAACAAAGAAUACGUCAGCAUUGCUAAAGGAGGUUUCAUGGCUCUCCAGCAGCAUCUGGUAGACAUGAACGUCGAGGGCCUCGACUCCUCGUACGUCCACUGGAUUGUCAGCACGUCGGGAUCUCACAGCAGCCUCAGCUCUGCGGAUGGAGAUUCUCUGAGCAGCCCUGGAGACGGUAAAGGCGUCAAGUCUUUGGUCAACAAAAUGACGUUUGCUCUCAAGUCCAAGUCGGUAAACGUAAAGGAGAAGAUGAUCAGCUUCAUUGAGAACACCUCCACUCCUGUAGACAGAAUAUCUUUCAAUCUGCCCUGGCCAGAGAAGGUGAUUCCUGAUCGGCAUGUAAGCAGCAGCGACCGUGUUGGUAAACCUUACCGGGGGGUGAAGCCUGUUUUCAGUAUCGGUGACGAGGAGGAGUAUGACACAGAUGAGAUUGACAGCUCAUCCAUGUCAGACGAUGACAGGAAGGAGAUUGUCAACAUUCAGACCUGGAUAAACAAACCAGAUGUAAAGCAUCACAUUCCGUGCAAUGAGGUGAAAGAAACCGGUCACAUGUUCCCGAGCCACCUGUUAAUCACAGCCACUCACAUGUACUGCCUGAGGGAGAUCGCCUCAAGGAAAGGCUUUGCCUACAUCCAGUCCAGACAAGCACUAAACUCUGUGGUGAAGAUCACAUCCAAAAAGAAGCACCCAGAACUGAUCACGUUCAAGUUUGGCAGCAACAACUCAGCUGGAGUGGAGAUAUUGGCAGUUGAAAGAUAUUUGAUACCCAACGCAGGCGAUGCCACCAAGGUCAUCAAGCAGCAGAUCAUGAAAGUCCUAGAUGCUCUGGAGAGCUCGUAAAGGGAGACGGGGUCAUGAUGGGGUAUCAUGACGGCCAGCCGUAAACACAAACUGUUAGAAGAGUCUCUGUCUGCCAAGAGUGAAACCUUCUCCCGCUCUCUCCCUCGGCUGUCCUCCUUCCUGGACAGAUCCAGCGCAGUGUUGACUGUGAAGCCCCGUGUGUCUGCGUUUGAGGACACGGGGGCACACCGCUGACUGCAGAGCUGUGGGACAGGCUGUGUGUGUUGAAAUACUUAGGUGCUCCGCAGUCAUCCAACCAUCCUCUUACACUAAGUUAAAAAAAAUAUAUAUAUAUUGGUUAUACUGUAUGUUUUUCUUUGCUAUUGAUAAAACAUCAUUACAGUGCAGUUCCACUUUGGAAACUUCCCUCUGGCCUUAACGUAGCGUACUAACUGACCAAUGGCAAACCUGUUCAAUAACCACAUGACUGACCUUUUCUUUUCACUUAAACAUCACGGUUCUGACCCCAUUUUUUUUGUAGCGAACACUGUUGCAUUUCAGUCUCUUAAUUUCCUUUUUCACGUGUCGACAGUUGGUUUCAUGGUCAUUGUUCAGGUCAGGAAGUGAGCAUGAGUCAAGUACCGCCAGCUCAAACAGAAGAUGCACAUCCCAUUUAAAGAAAAAAAAAAAAGCAGUGCUGGCACAUGAGGCAGGUUUCCUACCGCAACAACUGUUUUGAUAACUUUUAUUUUCCAGCAGACAGCCUUAAAUAGGAAUUAUUUGAGGAUGUUUAUAAAUAUGUAAUGUAUAUAUUGUGUAAACUGCUCUAUAUCAGCACAGACGUUUGCAAUGUCAUUUUGAAAGCAUAUCCUAGUGGUUAGAAUAUGCGGUGAAACUUUACGUGGCUUCUAAAACCAGCUCACAUGGUUUGAAGUUCCCCCUUCUUUCUAGAGCAAGCAGUAAGUAAAUAAGCCUUUUACAGAGUUUCUAAUUUAAGAAUGAAUUAACCUCAUCUCAUAGCAGUGUGAUGUAGCUCUCAAAAAGCAUCGUUCAUAAGCCCCUCUGGACUACAUUAGUAUUACAAAAGGAGGCUCAGUGAUUGUAGUUAUCGAGAGCCUGAGCACCUCAGUAUUUUUUUUUUCAUUUCAUUCAGAUACAGUAUGUCACUGAUUUUUUUUUUUUUUUUUUUUUUUCCCAAGUUAAAUGGAUGAAAAUGUCCAGAUGAAAUAUGUGACUGUUGAGUCCUCUCAUCAGGAAGGCUGUCACUGUCAUUGAAGCAACAUCCUGCUAACUGCUAACUAUUUUGAAAGAUUGCUGUAACAAGGACUGUGCUGUAUACAGCUUUGAGAGGAAUGAAAAGAUAAUGUGAUUAAAAAAAAAAAAAAAAAGCAAAGUCAUUAUAUAUCUAUGGUUUCAAAUCUGUCUUGUCCAGUGUAUUAAUCUAACUAAGCAGCUUUAGUUCGCUUGCCACUGUUGCCUUCGGCCUCAUGCCUGUGAUGUGUGAUAUUGGCACCAGCAGUGGCAACAUAUCACAGUAUAUUGCUGCUUCUUCCUCUAACCUUUAACUCUAUUUCAGACUUUUCCUCGCUUUCCUCGCUUACUUAUUCAUUUGCGUUGAAGUCUAGUUGUGUAGGCAGCCUGGGUAUUAAUUGUCAAGCGAAGCCUCUGAACUGACAGCUCCUGUUGAAAUUUCAGUCCAGAGGGGGUUUAUCCCUUUUAUCAUCAAAAAAAAAAAAUUGAAUGCAGGGAGAACUCAUCCUGACUAAAACAUUAAGGCACAUUUAUAAUAUGGGCAACAAAAAACCAAAACUUGAAUUAAAGACUCACAAAUCUGGUCUUUCUUCACUCCAGUCUUUCAUAGCAUUCCUGUGUAACCCAUGCAUUGUGUUGUAAUUUGUAAUUUUGUGAUAUUUUUCAGUAUUCAACUGACUGGAACAUCCUUGAUUACUCUGUUAACAUCACUGGCAAAGGAUGUCACCACUAGUCGAAAAUGCAACAUGUCUCAAGUGUAAUUUGCACCUUACUGUACUGCUAUUAUUUUCUAAGCGUUUCUGUUUUUAAUAAAUGGAAAUUAUUCGACUGCA